This is a messenger RNA of Medioppia subpectinata, 792 nucleotides long. Lineage: Eukaryota; Metazoa; Arthropoda; Arachnida; Sarcoptiformes; Oppiidae. The record is from the annotation of a GenBank genome assembly.
AUGAGGGACGGGUACGAGUCGGUGGUGGGCGGCGGUCAUUACGAUGGGGCACAUGUCAGAGUGGCCCCGACUGAUAGGGUUAAGACAAACAGGCCCUACACUUAUCAGCCCCGGGGCUGCGGACAGCCCGGCGAGUAUAUACAGUUGACCGACGGGUUUAUGGAGAGUCUAUUGAAUUAUGAGGCAGAAAUACAGCAAAAAACACCAUCAGUGAAAAAAGCAAUUGUGACCCUGACUGAUAGGGUUAAGACAAACAAGCCCUACACCUAUCAGCCCCGGGGCUGCGGACAGCCCGGCGAGUAUAUACAGUUGACCGACGGGUUUAUAGAAAGUCUAUUAGACGAUAAGGCGAGUGAGAAGUUUGAUUAUCCAGAAAAGCACCUGGUUCACGAAUGGGCUCACUAUAGGUACGGUGUGUUUGACGAGUACUCAGCCGAUGGCGACCCGAAAUACCCGGCAUUUUAUAUGGAAAACGGGACCAUAUAUCCGACCACGUGCGUAAAAGGAAUUAAGGGUCGCCAGGAAGACAUGGAGGGUAAGCCGUGUAAAAUAUACGCCGGGGGUCAGGUGGCACCGGACUGUCGCUUUGUGCCCGACCCUAUGGACACCAAUGCCUUGGCAUCCAUUAUGUUUAUGCCACACAUGAAAUCUAUUGAAAAAUUUUGCCAAAACGAUACUGAUGAUCCGCGAUUGCGGCACAAUAUCUACGCCCCCAACAAGCAAAACAUACAGUGCAACUACCGGAGCACUUGGGAGGUCAUUGAAUCGAACAGGGACUUUAAAAACCAGUAA